This is a messenger RNA of Macrosiphum euphorbiae (potato aphid), 957 nucleotides long. Lineage: Eukaryota; Metazoa; Arthropoda; Insecta; Hemiptera; Aphididae. The record is from the annotation of a GenBank genome assembly.
AUGCGUCCUCUUAGUACAUAUUACAGCCAAGAAGUUAAUUUAUACUUAGUUAAUCAUCCAGGACGCGUUAUAACUAUUUAUGAAAUUGGAAAGAUUUUUGGUUUAGCUUAUAAUAAAUCAGCAACAAUCAAUAAUGCAGUUUCAGGAUUUAGAAAAGCUGGUAUUGUCCCUUAUAACCCAGAUGUUUACUCUGAUUUUGAUUUUAUGGCAGCUUCUACCACAGAAACUCCGUAUACACCGAAUACUACAAAUAUAGUUGAUCAAUUUAUAGAUAAUCAAACUCCAUUGUCAUCUAAUGCUACAGAUACAGUUGAUCAAUUUAUUAGUAAUGAAACUACAUUGUCACCUGGUACUUAUAAUAUAAUUGAUAAACCUAUUAAUAAUGAAAUUCCAUUGUCACCUGCUACAAUUGUUGCUGCGAUUGACCAAUUUGUCUAUGAUGAAAGUCCAUUGUUGCUGGAUGAAACUAUUUUAACUGAUAAAUCUAUACCCGAUGCUAGUGUAAUAGUUUCACCAUCUGCCACAAGUUUUUCAUUUUCUCCUAGGGAUAUUUUAAGGAUUCCUCAUGCCACCAGAGCUAAAAGUACAAGGAAUAUACGAAGAGGAAAAACUGCGGUAAUUACAGAUAGUCCUUAUAAAAUAGAAUUAGAAAGUACAAAAAAUAUGAAGGGUAAUGAAUUAAAAAAGAAAAUAGCCAGAAAACUUUUUGAUAAGCCACAGAAGAAAAAAAGAAAAUGUAAUUCAAGUUCAUCUAAGGUAAUAGACAGUAAUGAUCAAUAUGCCACAGAUGAGUGCAUUUACUGCACUGAACCAUAUACUACUACUGGUAGUAAAAGUGGAGAAAAGUGGGCUAGGUGUAUUGGUUGUGCUAAAUGGUGUCAUGAGCUAUGCGGAGGAGUUGAAGACUGGACAUCAUUCAUUUGUGAUUUUUGUAGAGCUAAUAUUUCUAAGACCUAA